AUGUCUGUCCUCGGGAGACGCGGAGCAUCUGAGCUUCGCACUUUAGCUACCAGCUCGAAUCGAUCAGCGAGCACUCUACGGCCUUUCUCCGUGCUGAACCGCCCGCCACCGAGCUAUCCCGGCCAUGUCCCAUUGACUACGAUUGAGCGCGGAGCUCUUGCCGUUGGCUCGGCAAUUGGGUCCCUUAUAAAUCCUCGGAGAGCGGAUCUCAUUGCAGCGCUGGGCGAAGCCACAGCAACGCCAUUCUUCAUAUACCGACUCCGCAAUGCCAUGCUCUCAGACCCAACCGGACGCCGCAUUCUCCGCGAUCGACCCCGCAUAACCUCCCAAACCCUCAAAAUGGACCAUCUCCGCGCUCUCCCCGAGAACUCCGUCGGCUGCACAUACGCCAAAUGGCUAGACCGCGAGGGUGUGUCCCCGGACACCAGAGACAACGUCAAGUACAUCGAUAAUGAAGAAUGCGCAUAUGUUAUGCAGCGGUACCGUGAGUGUCACGACUUCUACCACGCAGUGACGGGGCUGCCGAUUUUCGUGGAGGGCGAACUGGCUCUCAAGGCGCUGGAGUUCUUGAACACGCUUCUGCCCAUGACUGGGUUGAGUUUAUUCGCGUUUGUGCGUAUGAAGCCUGCCGAGAAAGAGCGCUUCUUGUCUUUACAUCUUCCGUGGGCUAUUCGCAGUGGGUUGAGGAGCAAUGAACUGAUUAAUGUUUACUGGGAGGAGGUGUUGGAGAAGGAUGUGGAUGAGCUUAGGGCUGAGUUGAAUAUUGAGCGUCCACCGGAUCUCAGGGAGAUCCGGAAGAUGAUGAGGCAGCAGCAGAAGCGGGAGAAAGAGAGGCAACAGGCGGCUUCGAACUGA
Messenger RNA from Penicillium bovifimosum, 855 nucleotides. It is a transcript of the gene coq4, whose product is annotated as ubiquinone biosynthesis protein COQ4. NCBI's taxonomy places the organism in Eukaryota, Fungi, Ascomycota, Eurotiomycetes, Eurotiales, Aspergillaceae. Gene Ontology annotation, biological process: ubiquinone biosynthetic process. The transcript is spliced from 2 exons. The record is from RefSeq and is a predicted model, not a curated record. Bases 1 to 855 code for a protein of 284 amino acids. Gene Ontology annotation, cellular component: mitochondrion; mitochondrial inner membrane.